UCAACAACACAGCUGCACAGAGAAGCAAAAUGGCCGAUAGUAAACUAACCGAUCUCACAGCGCUUUGCAACCACCAAGAGGUUAUGCAUGUGUAGUUUACAGCGAAAACUACAGUCGUCCGAAAGGUUAUACGUUAACUGAAUAUGGCUAUUAUGAACAUUUCGCCUUUUGGUGAUGUUAUUUUUUAUUCGGUUUAGCCUUGAAAGCCUCGAACUACCGUUAGAUUGCUAAGCUAGCGUUAGCUAACUAGGUCUGCAAGAAUUUCAUAAAGUACUUUAUGUUGUGUGUGAUUCCUGAGAUAGGAGAAUCAGGAAAGGGAACAGCCGUUCAUGGAAGACAAGAAAAAGAAGAAAGAGGAUAAAAAGAAAAGGGAAGCUUCCCAGAAGGUGACUGAACAAAAAGUCAAAGUGCCAGAAUCAACUAAGCCCUCCUCCACGCAGUCACUAGCCACUCCUGGCUCUGUGUCUCCCAGCCCUGGCCCCGCUCCACCAUCGUCCCCCUGCCCUGCAGCUGGGUUCGUUGUUCCUCCGGGCGGGAACAAUGCAAACCGGACGGCUGUGGCCAACGGACAGCCCCCCACCGGAACUCAGCGCUACAUGCCCAGAGAGGUGCCCCCACGAUUCCGCUGCCAGCAGGACCACAAAGUGCUUCUGAAGAGGGGCCAGCCACCACUGUCCUGCAUGCUGCUGGGGGGAGGCAGCGGUAGGGGAGACACCCCCCCCCUUUCACAGGGAGAGGCCCCCAAUGCAACCACAUCUGGAGCCACAGAUCCCAAUCUGGGUUCACCUUCUCCUUCACCCCCUCACUCCUCACCCUCAUCUUCAGUCGCUGCUUCUUCUACUUCAACUUAUGCAAAUUCCACAUGGGGGGUGGGCUCUGGCAGCCAGCACCCCUCUCAGGGCUGGGAGAAGGUGAUAGUGGAUGGGAGUGACCUUGAGGAGUGGCCCAGCAUUGUGGGUGGGGGCAGAGCGGGUACCGAGGGAGCAGAGCAGAAUGGCCCCAACAACAUCAGUGCCUCACGGAGUGACAAAUGCACCCAACAGCAGCUGAGGCCAGGAGGAGCAGGAGCUGGGAGUUCAGACAGUCCCUCCCCACCCCACUCCUCCCCCUCGUCACUCACUGAAUGUGUCCUGUCUGGUGUCGUGUGGGGCUCUUCCAGUCAGCCUGGAAUGGGAGGGGCCGCGGCAGCAACAGCAGAGGGGCCAGUGCUCUACAAUUCCAAAGUCUCCUCUCUUCCUGGGACUCAGGAGAGCCCUCUUAGUGUGAACAGUGGGAUUCCUGGUGCCAACUUCAACCCUAAUGCCAACCCUUCAGCCUGGCCUGCCCUUGUGCAGGAUGGAACGACAGGGGUUGGUGCAGCUACCACCGAAGCUGUGCCCUCAUCCAUGACAACCUCCUUCUCUGCCAGUACCACACAUACUCAUCCACUCUCCUCUGUGAAUCAAGCUAUCCAUCAGCACCAACUCCAUGAAAUGCCUGGCAGGGAUGGAGAGCAUCUUCAUGGGGAUUGGGGGGGCUUGGGGCCGGAGCUCGGAGCAGGACCAAAUCAAGGAGGCAGAGAUCUUGUGGACAGUGGGGUUGUUGGAGGGAGCGGGAAUCUCUCUGCCUCUUCUUCCUCUUCAUGGAGAGCCUUGCCUCCCUCCUCCUCUAACCUCAACACAGGUGCCUCUAAGACUGACGGGUGGGACAGAGAAGGGGGAGAUGCAGCUCAGGGGCAGGAGGCAAACGUGUGGGACUUCGGCAGCCAAGGUGAGAAAGCAGGGUUGGCAGGAGAUGAGGCAUGGGUCAGGGGAAAUGAUGUUGGCUCAAAUACCCCAGUGGUAUCUCAGGGAGCAUGGGAUGGGGGUACAGAGGAGGGUUGGGGUGGUACACAGGGGUCGACAGGUGUCAGGGGUUCCAGCAACCCAGCAAUAGGAAGUAGCGGUGGAGGCGGGAGCAGCAAGAGCAGCAGCAGUGGAGGUAGCGGAGGCGGUGGUGGCGGCAUAUCUCAGGACUCUGCCUCACCAACGUUUGCUACUAUGACAAGAGCUUGGGACAAUCAGAAAGGGGUUGAUGCUGACGACGGAGUGGUGGGGGAAUGGACAGGCCAAGGUGGCAGAAGAAGUGGAGGCCCCUCAUCCUCCAGUGGAGGAGGGUCCAGGGCUGGGAGUCACAAUCGGCACCAGGAGCAUUCCCGCCACCGAUCCAGCAACCCACCCCCCAACCCUGAAGUGGCCUUACAGAGCAUGCUCAGCCGGCCGGACCUGGAUCCCAGGGUGCUGUCCAACACCGGAUGGGGGCAGACCCAGGUACAGCAGAAUGUGGCCUGGGACCUGGAUACAGGAGCAGCCAGUCGAAGUGAGGGAAGCAGUUCCCCUGCAUUUCCAUCUCAAGCCGUGAAUUCUACUGGUCGGGCUUCUACUUACCCCGCAAGCAACAGCGCAAUUACUGAUCCAUCUGCUGGGGCCCACAUGCCUACUAUGAACACUGGUCCUGGCCCUGUACCUUCAAGGGGUGGCUGGGAUGACGAGCCAACCUGUGCUCCACCAUCCAACAUGCAGAAUUCUGCUGCCUCUAGGACGCCAGUGGAAGAUAUUGAUGGCAGCCAGGGAAAGACGAGUGGAGGCUGGGGCGACAUCAGUACUUCAAAGAGCCAAGACAAAGGCUGGGGCAAUGAGGAGCAGGAGGGGAGGGACCGCAGAGGGGGCGGUGGAAGUAACUGGAGAGAUUUUGGAGAACAGGGUGGCGGAAGAGGGAGUGGCUGGGGAGGUGGUCAGGAGGAGAAAGGGACUGCAGGGGGUUGGAAAGAGAUGGGUAGGGAGGGAUGGGGACAAAGAGGGGGAGGGGGAGGCGACUGGACGCAGCGUGAACCCAAGACAGUCAGUGGAGGCUGGGGGGAAGGGAGGGGCAGAGGUGGAGGCAACACGGACAAGGGGUCUUGGGGUAACCUAGAUGAGGGAGGCCCACAGAGGGGUUGGGGAGGUGGAGGUGACAUGGGUGGCAAACCGCACCAGGACUGGAGCAUGAAGCCGCAUUCAGCACAGAUACCAAACAGCCAAGCGGCAACACUGAAAGCCCCAAAUCAACAGCAACACCAAUCACAGACCCAACAGCCACCAGGAGGCUUAGGCAGGUCAGGAGGUCCUCCCACCCAGAAUCAGAACCAAAGCUCAGGCUGGACUGCUGGCCCCAUCCCUCAGAUCCCCGUUGGGCCUGCUGAGGCUCCUGAGCCCAGCGGUUGGGAGGAGCCCUCCCCUCAGUCCAUCAGCCGCAAGAUGGAGAUUGACGAUGGCACUUCUGCCUGGGGCGAUCCCACCUGCUACAACAGUAAGAAUGUGAACCUGUGGGAUAAAAACAGUGCCCCCUCUGGUCAGCCACCGCCACUUCAAGGCCAUGCUCAACAGGGUCCACCAACAUCCGUACAACAGCCACCACCAAGGAGACAGCCUGGGAUCCCAGCUAACCGGGACUCAAACCCUGGCAAUGAACCUGGAAUGGGCCCAGGUAUGUGGGGAGGGGGUGGCAACCUCGCUGGACAAUCUGUGGAUAAUGGCACCGCUUCCUGGGGGCAGACUUCUGAUGCACCAUCUGGCUGGGGAGACCCAGACGACUCAAGCAAAGCCGCUGGUUGGGGAAACCCCUCAUCCAAAUCUGGCUCAAAGUCAGUGCAAGAGAGCUGGGGCAAAGGAGAGGGCCCUGUUCCAGCCUCUCGACACUCCAGCUGGGAUGAGGAGGAGGACGUUGGUGGAGUUUGGAACAGCACAGGCUCCCAGGGCAGCAGCAACUACAACUCUGGUGGCUGGGGGCAAGGCCCCGGGGGAAGGCGAGGCAACCUCAAGGGUGGAGGUGGAGACCACUGGAUGAACCCCAUGACACGACAAUUCCAAAAUAUGGGACUCAUGGGCGAGGACUUGAGUCUUGAUAAAAAGCUGGAAGGAGAUAAGAGAGGGAUGAACGACUACAACGGUGAAAUGCGGAGAGGAGGAAGAGGUGGAGGAGGCUACCGUAUGCCCAGUUCCAAAGACAUGGGGCCUGGAGACAUGGGGCCUUACAGUGACAAGAUGGGUGGUCAUGGUGUAUUUGGUGGCAGCGGUGGGAUGCCUCGGGGAAUGCACCAGCCUGGGAUGCAUCCCAUGAACCCCUCCCAAGGGUUACGCGGACAAGUGCCUCAUCAAUUCUUGUCUGCUCAGGUGCCAGGCCCUAUGCUAAAGCAGGUUCCCUCUCCUGGCAGCAGUGUUGGAGGAGUUGGAGGUGUCGGCGGAGGGGUGUUCCCACCUCAGCUCUCCCCACAGCAACUUGCCGUGCUUAGUAACAUUUACCCCCAUGUGCAGCAGUUCCACCUGGCUUGUCAGCUCCUCCUGCAGCAGCAGCAGCAACAGCAGCAGCAGCUUAUGCAGAACCAGAGGAAGUUCCCCCAGCCCCAGCCUAUACGCCAGCAGCCUGAUCCACAGCAGCUGGCUAGAAUCAUGGCUAUUCUGCAACAACAGAGACAGCAACAACAGGGAGUGGUAGGCGGCGGCAGUGGGAGCUCUAAACUGUCCCCAUCUCAUCUUGGAGGGGCACCAAAACAGCCGAUGGCAGACUCCAUGCCCCACCCUGGUAUGGGUGGGCCCUUGUCAGAUCUUCAUGCCAAAACACAGGGGAUGUACUCUGGGCUUGCUCCCGGAGGCAAUCUGUCUGGGCUGGAGCUGGGCUCCAUGGUGGGGGGGGUGAAGGAUGGAGGAGGAGGGCAGCAGUCCCGCUUCAAAUGGAUGAUGGAGGGUCACUCUCCGGCCCCCUCUCCCCCAGAUACAUCCCAACACAAGAAUGGUCCUUUACCCAUGCCCAUGAAAGUUCGAGGGGGCUCCCCAUAUUCACAGUAUGAGUUGCUUGGGGUUGAUGGUUUGGGAAUGCCCCCUCAGGGCCCCUCUGACAACUGGCACCGUACCCCUGGAAGCAAGAUGGGCACCAUGACUGGGACAUCCAGCUGGCCCCCAGAGUUCCAGCCCGGAGUGCCCUGGAAAGGAAUCCAGAGUGCCGACCCGGAGUCUGACCCUUACAUGACCCCUAGCAGUGUGCUGGGCUCCCCUGGACCCUCCAGCCUCAGCGACUCUGACCACCAGUUACUGCGAGACAACACAGGGCCAAACCCCUCCCUCAACACCUUGCUGCCUUCACCAGGUGCCUGGCCCUACAGUGCCUCAGACAGCCCCCUUGGCAAUGCACACAGCACAGCAAAGUACUCUGAGUACAAACCCAGCUGGCCCCCAGAGCCCAUUGGACACAACAAGCCGUGGAAGACCAAUCGCGUCAGCUCCCAGCUGCCACGCCCCCCUCCUGGACUGACCAGUCAGAAACAGGCCUUAACAUCCCCAUGGGGCAGCGGAGCCCCACGGUUGGCCAGGGGCUGGGGAGAGGGCGGAGCCAGUCAGGAUUCAAGAUUUGGGACAGGCUCAGCGUGGAGUGAUGGUGUGGCCUCCAGAGGCAGCUGCUGGCUGCUGCUCAGCAACCUCACCCCUCAGAUAGAUGGCUCCACACUACGGACUAUCUGUAUGCAGCACGGCCCCCUGCUGACCUUUCACCUCGGCCUGACUCAGGGCAGCGCCCUGAUUCGCUACAGCACCCGUCAGGAAGCAGCAAAGGCCCAGAGUGCACUGCACAUGUGCGUUCUGGGUAACACCACAAUCCUGGCGGAGUUUGUGAGUGAUGAGGAAGUGGCUCGCUAUUUUGCACAUUCCCAGGUUGGAGGGACGGAGGGGGCCAGCCCAGGGGCAGGGGCAGGGGCGGCCCAGGGCUCGUCAGGAACGCGCACAGCGGUGGGAAACAGCGGAGGGGGCUCCCCGGGGAGUGAACGAGCAGCAGCAGUAGGAGGAGGAGCAGGAAACAAUUCGGGUGGAAACAGUGGGGGAGGAGGGGUUCUGGGUAGUGUGGGGCCUUCCAGCUCUGGCUGGCAAAGUUUGGAUGGUACGGGCAGCUCUCCGGAGGCCACCUCAGCCCAAGGACCUGGGCUUGGUAUUUUUGCUCAGUGGAGCGCCAACGGGGCUGGGAAGGGGGUAGGGGGUGGGGUGGAGGCAGGGAGGUCUGGGCUCUGGGGGGGUGUGACCCCAGGUUACUCCAGCAGCAGCCUGUGGGGUGCACCCCAAAUGGAGGACAGGCACCAAAUGGGCAGCCCAGCUGCCCUGUUGCCUGGUGACCUGCUGGGAGGAGGGGCUGACUCCAUCUGACACACCUUCACAUAAGUAUAUAUUUAGACACACUGACACAACAUACACUGGGAAACACACAUAAAUACAUAUAGAAAUUACAAUAUAUAACCACGUUUAACACAAGCAGAAAUGUGAGACAUGCUUACACACAUUCUCAUGGCCAGACUUAAGCUAUUAUAUAAACAAAUGCAGGGACUGUUAGAUGUGUAUAAGGCCUUUUUCCACAGAUGAAGAUUUCAACUGCUAGACUUGAACCUGAAAAAUUAGUCUGUCAGUCUGAGAGACUGGCUGGAUUGCAUUGUGCUUAGUAGGUGAUUUGAUGACAGACUUACAUGCACACACCAAAUAUUAACUAGCCUUCAGACAGAUGGGCACUGUAACAGCAUUACUCGCAUCAUAUAGGAAAACUCUACGUGAUGCAGGACAACCUGCAGUUUCCAUUCAUGUCCCUUAUGGAGACUGAAUCAAAACACAUGCAAACACACUGCUCUGAUUGAUGACAGAACUGUAUCUUACUGUGUAUGUUAGUUUUCUGUUUGUAUGGUUGUUUUAUUUUGAAAAAUGGAAUACUGAAAUGUAAUUGUUCCUUUCAAAUGCUGACCUCCUACUGUUGUUUUUCUCUCAAUCACGUGUGUUACUGUUACUAUGAUAAUUGUUGAAACUCUGGCAGUAUGAGGCAACGUUGCAUUUCUCAGAGAGUGGGAUACUGUGUGUGGAAUACUCAGUGUGUGUGUGUGUGUAUGAGUGCGAAUGAGACCAAGUGGGAAAAACCCCUGUGUGUGUGUGAGGAUAAUGUAUGUGUGCAUGUUACUGCCUGUCAUGAGUAGUGUGCGAGGCUGCUUACAGAAGAUCUAAAAGUAUGUUUUGAGUGCAUUCGGUAUACUGCUGACUGUUCAAGAACAUUGGCACUAAUGCUUUGUUUUCUCAUUUUAAGAUUUUUUUGCAGACUGUCUUUUUUAUCGUCCGAACUGCAAUAAUAAAAAAUAACAUUUUAAUGACAAAGAGCUGAAGGCAUAUGUAUUGAAAAAAGGACAUGCCAAAUCUUAUCAAACUGUGGAGUGGUGGGGGGUUGUUUACAAGACACAGAAAAUAGUUACCGUGUGUUUUUAUGUUUUGUUGUGUAUCGUUUUAAAUUAAGACAGGCUUUAACACUCCUGUUCAGUGUUUCGUUUUGAGAUUUUACAAAGGAAAAUUUAUUUAAACAAAAAGAACAAGAUUAAUAAUAAAGAUUAAAGUAUUGGCUUCUA
Molecule: messenger RNA, 7411 nt
Organism: Coregonus clupeaformis (lake whitefish)
Lineage: Eukaryota; Metazoa; Chordata; Actinopteri; Salmoniformes; Salmonidae
Product: trinucleotide repeat-containing gene 6B protein-like
Exons: 21
Coding region: 330-6182 (1950 amino acids)
Biological process (GO): miRNA-mediated post-transcriptional gene silencing; positive regulation of nuclear-transcribed mRNA poly(A) tail shortening
Cellular component (GO): P-body; nucleoplasm
Molecular function (GO): nucleic acid binding
Source: RefSeq, a predicted model, not a curated record